AUGCUCAACUCUCGCCGCGCCAUCGUGGCUGCGGUUUUCAUCCUCACUGUUUUCUUCCUAUUGACAAGGUCUCAUACAACAACGCCUGUCGUCCCAGCUGCCAAAGAUGCUGCUGCAACCGCCGUUGACACAAGCAAGAACGAUGUCCCUGCCUCAAGCCAAGCCGUGUCACCACCACCCGAACAACAAAAGGAGAUGGAGGUAAAGGAGCGUCGCACGCGGCCUCGCAUUGACAUGUCUGGCAUGUCAAUUUUUGAGAAGCUCGAAUACGCCUAUCCUUACGAUGUUGCGACCAAGUUUCCAGCUUACAUCUGGCAAACGUGGAAGCAAAGCCCUGAUCAAGGUGAUUUUCAGUUCAAGGACCACCAUGCGUCUUGGAGGGAGGAGCACCCUGGCUUUGUCCACGAAGUCAUUACCGACGACGUUGCCGUUAACCUUAUUCGCUUACUCUACGCCACGGUUCCCGAAGUCGUUGAGGCGUACCGAAGCCUCCCCAUGCCUGUUCUGAAGGCCGACUUCUUCCGUUAUCUGAUUCUCUUCGCUCGAGGCGGCAUAUAUUCUGAUAUCGAUACAUAUGCAAUUCAAAGCUCGGUGAAAUGGUUGCCUGAACAGAUUCCUCGCGAUACUAUUGGUCUCGUCAUUGGCAUUGAGGCAGACCCUGAUCGCCCCGACUGGGCUCAGUGGUACAGUCGUCGUAUCCAGUUCUGUCAGUGGACGAUACAGGCCAAACCUGGCCACCCUGUUCUUCGCGAUAUCAUCACGCGCAUUACCAAGAAGACAUUAGAAUUGAAGAAUCAAGGCAAGCUGGAAAAGUUCAUCGACAGAAACGUUGUUGAGUUCACUGGCCCUGCCGUGUGGACAGAUGCUAUCAUGGAAUACUUCAAUGAUCCAAGGUUCUUUGACAUGUCACAAAGCAAGGGCACGAUCGAUUACAAGAACUUUACUGGCAUGGAGACGAGUAAGCGAGUGGGAGAUGUGGUUGUGUUGCCCAUCACAAGCUUCUCACCUGGAGUGGGACAGAUGGGUGCAAAGGAGCCCGACGACCCAAUGGCUUUCGUCAAGCACGACUUUGAAGGAACGUGGAAACCUGAGAGCGAGCGCCACAUGGGCGAGCAGCAACAACAAGAGGGACAGCAGGCGGCUCAGGCACCCCAAGCACCCUUGCAAUAA
Fusarium musae is the source of this 1170-nucleotide messenger RNA. RefSeq lists its product as uncharacterized. Gene Ontology annotation, biological process: protein N-linked glycosylation. Gene Ontology annotation, cellular component: mannan polymerase complex. The record is from RefSeq and is a predicted model, not a curated record. Bases 1 to 1170 code for a protein of 389 amino acids. Gene Ontology annotation, molecular function: alpha-1,6-mannosyltransferase activity. The transcript is spliced from 2 exons. Lineage: Eukaryota; Fungi; Ascomycota; Sordariomycetes; Hypocreales; Nectriaceae.